Messenger RNA from Lepisosteus oculatus (spotted gar), 2427 nucleotides. It is a transcript of the gene b3gnt9, whose product is annotated as UDP-GlcNAc:betaGal beta-1,3-N-acetylglucosaminyltransferase 9. The record is from RefSeq and is a predicted model, not a curated record. NCBI's taxonomy places the organism in Eukaryota, Metazoa, Chordata, Actinopteri, Semionotiformes, Lepisosteidae. Gene Ontology annotation, cellular component: Golgi membrane. Gene Ontology annotation, molecular function: UDP-glycosyltransferase activity; hexosyltransferase activity.
GAAUUCCUAGGGAUCACAAUUCCCUGAAUUCUUAAGUCCUGUUGGUUUUGAAUUCCCUGGAAAUUCUUGGUAUUCUUAAAUGACAGGAUUCUAAAUUCCCUGGAUUAUAAUGUUGUACGUAGUAAAUGAAGAGGGAGUUUUUAAUUAACUAUUCAAAUAACUCCUGUAUGUAAAUGCAAACCGAAAACAAAAUUGAAGCUAAGAACUGUCAAGUGCAUUAAAAUACAAUUUCCAAAUGGAAUAUGUUCUUUACACGGGCAACAUCAUCGAAUUGGUAUUGUUAGCUUUAUGACUAAGAUCUUGAAAUGCGUUACACGGGACUAGGGGAAAAGUUUUAUUCGCUUUAGUUGAAACGCGUUUCACGUCUGCCGUUCAAGAGGUUAUGACGUUAAAACCUUAUACGUCAUUUUUUAAAGCAGUGCAGAAAUUCCACUCGACUUGUGUGCGAUGUAUCGUGCGUGUCGUGCAGGGCAGCACAUUCCGCCUGGAGAGCAGGAGGCCGGGCCGGGCAGGUCCGCAGCUGGAGCGCGCUCCUGCGCCCGCCGGCUUCCGGUCUGCUGCGCUGGCAUCUGGCUCCGGGGGCCGACUGGGAGUCACGUGAGCCCCGAAACAUCUGCACUGGAGCUAAGCGCUUCAGCUGGGGAAGGGGGUGUGAUUAAAUAAAAAAAAUCACGGUAGGUGUGGCGCAAGCCUAGUGUUCUGCUCAUGUGUUAGGUUUCUCCAGAAACCAGCGACACCGUCUCAAGCAGCGCUGAGUGUGCUGCCUUGUUUGACUGCAGUGCCAUUAAUUGAAACCAGAUGUUGGGCACAGUAGUGUGGAGCCGCACAGCUGCGCGGGCUGGUCGCCCUCUGAAUGCGCUGGAGUAUGAAGGUUUGUGACCUCUCGCAGUGAGGCACAGCCUGUGCUGCCUUCCCCAAUGCUGCAGCCCUGCGGUCCGAGAGAGCCGGGGACUACACAGUCCGUUCAGGGGCCCUGAGACAGGAAGCAGGACUACAAAUGCAGAGAUGGCUCUGCGCAUUUGACUGUUUGGCUUUUAGGACCAAGGUCCUGCCUGUCAACAGGAGCCCUGUCAGACCAUAACUAAGGUGCGUCAAAACCUCUGCUAUAAACUCUCUCACCUGGCCACCAUGAAAGUCCGGCUGAAGGGAGAUGUGAUCUGCACAGUCUUCCUUCUCCUUCUGUUUGGCAUCGUCCUGUACUCCCAGUUUGACUUCACGGCAACCUGGGGAAUUUGGCACCCUGCGAAGACGAUGCCGAGCUCCAGGGCCCUGUUAGGCUCCCUGGCUGAAGGCCAGACAGCAGGCCAGGCUAGCCCUCCGCUUCCCGACAGACUGGAGUGCCAGCCCGCCGCAGAGGAGGAGAGGAGCACCGGCCCAACCGGGCCCGUGCUGCUCACCCGCCCUCCGUUUGACUUCCAGCUCUACUUGAGGAAUAAGGACUGCAGGGACUUCCAGCUGCUGCUCAACCAGCCCGGAAAGUGCUCCGGCCACCCCUUCCUGCUCAUUGCCGUCAAGACCCUGGCGGACGAGUUCGACAAGCGGCAGGUUGUCCGCCACACCUGGGGGAAGGAGGGCGUCUUGGGCGGGGCCGUGGUCAGGACCGUCUUCCUGCUGGGUGUCCCCAAGAACCGGACGGCCCUCCCGCUGUGGGAACGCCUGCUGCAGUACGAGAGCCGCGCGUUCCGAGACAUCCUGCUGUGGGACUUUGCGGACACCUUCUUCAACCUCACGCUGAAGGAGAUUCACUUCCUCAAGUGGGUGGAUGCCUUCUGCCCCAGCGUGAAGUUCAUCUUCAAGGGCGACGCGGACGUGUACGUCAACGUGGACAACAUCGUGGAGCUCCUGCGGGACACGGAGGCCACCCAGGAUGUCUUCAUCGGGGACAUUAUCUACCACGCCCAGCCCAUACGCUCCAAAACCAGCAAGUACUUCAUCCCCGAGAUCAUUUACGGCCAGGGUGUCUACCCAGCGUACGCCGGAGGAGGAGGCUUCGUCAUGUCUGGAUUCACGGCCCGGAGACUCUACAGGGCCUGCAAGGAGGUGGAGCUGUUCCCCAUCGACGACGUGUUCAUGGGGAUGUGCCUGCUGCGGAUCGGCCUGAAGCCGGAGCCCCACAGGGGCUUCCGCACGUUCGGCAUCGUGAAGCCCUCGGCCGCCCCCCACCUCCAAGUGUUCGACCCCUGCUUCUACAGGGACCUGAUGGUGGUCCACAGCCUCACUGUGCCGCAGAUCUGGCUCAUGUGGAACCUGCUGCACGACCCAGAGCUUCAGUGCAGCGCCAGGGUGGCUCCCAACAGGCCGUUCAGGUGGCAAAGGAAGAUGAGGACCCCCAGGCCAGGGGGCUCCACAUGAGGACACACAAUGCAGAAGGCCAGGGAACUCCAGCUUCUUCUAAUUGGUGAUCAGUUUUCAGUGGCAUGGCUGCAA